AUGAAAUACUCGCUAUACUUGGCCAGAAAGUAUGCCGCUGAAGGCUGGUGGGAUCGGUCCAUUCGGCAUUAUCUUACUGUACUUUAUACUUAUCAGGCAAGUUUUAAGGAUGUUGAACAACGUGAAAUCGAGUUUGCUGACGAGUUCCGUAAAGUUCUUGAGAGCUGGAUGUGCUAUUCACGAAAUGCCGACUCAUGCCUCAGCGCUUUGUUCGCGCCGAUUCUAAAUUUGUUCCCGAAGUGCGUACCGAUAGUAACACUACUUUCAGAACACGUAUCUGGAAGUGCCUUGUUCUUAGAGGACAGUGGCGAGACCGGCGUCUGCUCAUACGAUAAUCUAAAUGCGGCUAUCAACGCAGAAUGCGAUCAGUUAAUGGGAGCAGUAUUUCGUGUCUCCUCAGCUAAUAUGAGAAGUGGUGUCUUCGACCAAUGGCACAUCUGGCCAGUUCAGGAAAGAAACUCCAUGUUUUUCGAUGCUCUGAAGAAUACGAUCUCUCCGAACGAUCAUGUCUUAGACAUUGGCACUGGAACUGGGAUAUUGAGUAUCUAUGCUGCUAGAUGUGGAGCAUCGAAGAUAACGGCAAUUGAGGCAAACCCAACACUUUACCAGAUGGCGAAAAGGAUUCUUGCAUUGAACGGUGUGGGAAAUGUUAAAGUAGUUCAAGAGUAUUCAUACGAAUACGAUCCAGAAGAGGACGACUUGGCAGAUGUAGUUGUAUCGGAGAUACUUGAUUGUUGUGCUUUCGGUGAAGGAGUGAUUCCAGCUUUCCUUGAUGCUCAUCUCAGGCUUGCUACUAAUACAGCCCGUUUCAUACCUUCAAAUGUCACUUUGUUUGCGACGUUGUUAGAGUCGCCUUCAAUUUACCUCAGCCAUUCCUUUACGUCCCCGUCUGGCAAGGAGUACCGGUCUGAGUAUGUGCCAUGCAAUGGACAAAAGCCAUCUGAGCCAUAUUGGUGUAUACGGGUCUCAGAUUUGGCUGAUGCAAAACAUCUCUCGACUCCCCAUCGAUUGCUGGGAGUAGACUUUCAAAACAUAAAUGAGCUUCAUCGAUAUGUAUUUGGACAAUCCGGGGUUAUAAAGAUUUCAACAAAUUGCUCAGGAACACUUCACGCUGUUGCAGUCCAUUUCAAGGCGCUUAUAUGGGGAGAUCAGUAUAUAGAUACUUCUAAAAGUACAUGUUGGGAACAAGGGAUAUUCCCUCUACCAUACCCGAUGCGUGUCAACGAAGGUGAUGUCGUAGUUUUGAACUGGACACUGAAAAGGACUAGACUCGACAUUUCAGUGGAUUUGAUCCAGAAUUCCGAAGAGCUGAUUCCCAGCCGCGAGUUAAUACCUCGAAGCCAACUUGACUACCGUACUAUGAAUAACGAUAUGCUGCUUUUUGCGAUUACUCGAAUGCUACCGUCUGUCAGCAGGUAUUCUUGGAAUCUAGAUGGAGAGCUCAGCGCCGAGGAACUCGGAAUUGUAAGAUACCUGCCCCAUUUUUUGAUAGACUCAAAAGAUAUUCACGGAGCAGUCGAAAGCGAAGUGGACGAAGGCUAUGCUGAUCAGUGUGUGGUUGUGUGGCCAAUACGAGGCGAUGGCUCAGUCAGCGAAGUGUUUCUGAAUUUGCUACGGACUUUACGAGCAAGGAAUGAUAUUCCUCUUUCACUGAAACAUUGUGGCUUUCUCACAGACCGUCUUUCUGCGCAUGGAGUACUUGUUUCAUCGGAACGUUUGUCAAAACUUACUCGUGUCCGAGAAGAUUCUCUCUGCGGUGCUGAUUUGUCUCCGAUUCGAAUGUACAAUCUACUCGAAUAUAGGGAUAUAGAAAUAUCAACUUUCGAACACCAAAUUUGUUCUAACGAGUUUCGCUUUCUUCAUCUCGGGGAAGAGGAUACGGAGUUGCUCUCGAAGAAGAUUGAGGUGAAAUGUACGUCCGCAGGCCUAGUAGAGGGUGUUUUGUACUGGUGGCAGUUGGAUCAAUAUUACUCAACGCGACAAGAUCGCGGAACAUUCUUCAUAUUCAGGGAACCGAUCUCGGUGAAUGUCGGGACUUUGAAAUGGGAACAAAAGUUUCUUUUGAUCAAACUCUAUCAUUGGGAUAUGCAUGAUUACGUGAUCAUGAAUACGGCGUUCACAUUUGGAGGCAGUCCCAUUAGGAGCUAG
This is a messenger RNA of Haemonchus placei, 2148 nucleotides long. Lineage: Eukaryota; Metazoa; Nematoda; Chromadorea; Rhabditida; Trichostrongylidae. The record is from the annotation of a GenBank genome assembly.